Messenger RNA from Sus scrofa (pig), 774 nucleotides. The record is from RefSeq and is a predicted model, not a curated record. Lineage: Eukaryota; Metazoa; Chordata; Mammalia; Artiodactyla; Suidae.
AUGCAGAUUUUGAUUUUUCUAUUUCUCCUUCUCACCUACAUGUUGAGUCUAACUGGCAACCUGAUCAUCCUCCUCCUUAUAUUAGUGGAUUCCCAUCUCAAAACUGCCAUGUACUUUUUUCUCCAAAAUUUUUCCUUCUUAGAAAUCUCCUUCACUUCUGCCUGCAUUCCUAGAUUCUUGUACAGUAUAUCAACAGGUGACAGGGCCAUUACCUAUAACGCUUGUGCAUGCCAACUAUUUUUUACAUACAUGUUUGCAGUAACAGAAUUUUUUCUCCUGGCCGCCAUGUCUUUUGAUCGCUACGUGGCCAUCUGCAAACCCCUGCAUUACGUGACCAUCAUGAACCACAGGGUCUGCCGAAGGAUUGUCUUCUGCUGUUGGAUGGCCACCUUGUUGAUCAUCUCCCCACCGUUUAGCUUCGGACUGGCCCUGGAAUUCUGUGACUCUAAUGUCAUUGACCACUUUGUCUGUGAUGUUAAUCCACUCCUGAAGAUCGCCUGCUCAGAGACAAGGUUCAUUGAACAGAUGACUCUUGCUGGCUCUGUGCUGAUCUUUAUCCUGACGCUCGUAUGUGUGGUUUUGUCCUACGUCUGCAUCUUUGUCUACAUCAAACCUUCAGCAAAAGAUGAAAUGACCAUUAAUAAGGGAGUGACGAUACUCACUACUUCCAUUUCCCCCAUGUUAAACCCAUUUAUUUAUACUCUGAGGAACAAACAAGUGAAACAAGCCUUCAACGACUUAGUCCAAAGAAUUAUAUCACUCUCAAAGAACUAG